AUGCUCUACGACGCUCUCAUUGUCGGCGGCGGCCCCGCGGGGCUCGCGGCUGCCCUCGCCCUCGGCCGCGUGUGCCGCACCGCGCUGGUCUUCGACACGGGCGUGUACCGCAACGCCGGCGUCACGGCCAUGCACACGGUGCUCUCGCGCGACGGCAUGGAUCCGAGCGAGUUCCGCGCCGUCGCCCGCCGCCAGAUUGAGCGCUACCCGACCGUCUCCUUUCACGCCUCCCACGUCACGCACGCCGCCCACAUCGACCUCGAGCCGGGCCGCAAGGGCUUCCAGCUGACCGACGACGCCGGCGCCGUGUUCCGCGGCCGCAAGCUGGUCUUGGCUACAGGCACCGAGGACGUGCUGCCCGACGACAUUGACGGCUACCGCCAAAACUGGCCCGACCACAUUGUGCAGUGCCUUUUCUGCGACGGCUUCGACGAGCGCGCCUACCCCAUGGGCGUGCUGGCCUUCGACUCGCCCGCCUACGGCCACCUGUCGGUCAUGGCCCUGCACCUCAAUCCGAAAGUCACCAUCUACAGCAACGGGCCCGUGUCCGACGCCGCUCCCGUGCAGCACGCCCUGCGCGUGGCCCUGGCCAGCGGCGCCACGCUCGACACGCGCCGCAUCCGCCGUCUGGUCAACAACGGCAAAGGCCCGGAGCGCGGCAUCACGCUCGAGUUCGACGACGGGCCCAGCGCCACCCUGGGCCUGCUGAUGCACAAGCCGCCCACGCGCAACCGCGGCCAGCACCUCAUCGACCAGCUCGGCCUCAAGACGACUCCCUCGGGCGACGUGGCCGUCGACGCGCUGUUUACCGAGUCCAGCGUCCCCGGCUGCAUUGUUGCUGGCGACACCUCCGAAGUCGUCAAGCAGGCCUCUCUGGCCCUGGGAGCAGGCUGCCGCGCUGGUGCCGUAGUCUCGAUGCAGCUGUGCAACGAAGAGGGUGCGGCUGCGCUGGAGGCGAGCAAGGAGUCGCAAUAG
Lasiodiplodia theobromae is the source of this 975-nucleotide messenger RNA. Its product is annotated as Thioredoxin reductase/thioredoxin. Bases 1 to 975 code for a protein of 324 amino acids. Gene Ontology annotation, molecular function: oxidoreductase activity. Lineage: Eukaryota; Fungi; Ascomycota; Dothideomycetes; Botryosphaeriales; Botryosphaeriaceae. The transcript is spliced from 2 exons. The record is from RefSeq and is a predicted model, not a curated record.